AUGGCAGCGAAAGUUUCGAUAUGGAAAGCCAUAACAAGGAAAAAGCGAUUUGAUGGCAAUUCCCAUCUCGACACCAACCUGCGCCGGUGUCUCGGUCUUCUUGAUAUCACAUUUUUGGCUUUAGGACAAAUGAUGGGAGCUGGAAUUUAUGUGUUAACAGGAAGUGUUGUGAGAAAUCAAGCGGGACCCUCAAUUAUAAUUUCGUUUAUUUUCGCCGGAAUUGCCGCAAUUCUUUCUGCGUUCAGUUAUGCAGAGUUUGGCGCUAGAUUCCCAAGGGCAGGUAGUGCAUAUACCUAUACUUAUAUUGGAUUUGGGGAACUUUGGGCGUUCAUUGUAGGAUGGACUAUUCCGCUUGAAUAUAUGAUUGGAAAUGCCGCUGUGGCCCGAUCAUGGUCGGCAUAUUUGGACAACAUGAUUGAUAAUGUAAUACGAAACAGCACAACAAAUUAUAUUGGCGAGAUUACAAACUCUUCGGGUUUUUUUUCGCAGUAUCCCGACGUGCUCGCCGCACUUCUUCUUAUCAUUUGCGCAAUUAUCAUUGCAAUCGGAAGCAAAGUGUCUGCGAAUGUGAACACAACUUUUGUCUUUAUCAAUAUUACCGUAAUCGCGAUCGUCAUAGUUUCCGGUUUCACUUAUGCGGAUUUUUCAUUGUGGAAAGGCACAAACGAAAACGGUGCUUCAAAUUUCAUGCCGUUCGGAAUUUCCGGAACACUUACCGGCGCAGCUACUUGUUUUUUUGCUUACAUCGGUUUCGAAAUUCUGGGUAGCACUGGCGAGGAAGUUAAAAAUCCUCACCGAACGAUUCCAUUAGCGACUUUCCUCUGUAUAUUCAUAAUUACCAUUCUCUAUAUUCUUAUGUCCUCGACAUUAACAUUAAUGAUUCCCUAUAAUACGGUUCAUUCAACAUCUCCAUUUUCUGAAGCAUUCCAAGAAAAAGGAUCAAUAUUCGUUAAAUACACAAUCUCGAUUGGCGCACUAAUAGGCUUAACUAAUAAUCUAUUAACUGGAGUGUUCGCCCUUCCGCGAGCGGUUUAUGCAAUUGCCGAUGAUGGCCUGAUCUUCUCAUUCCUCGCCAUCGUCAAUAAAACGACAAAAGUUCCUCUGAAUUCCAUUAUUGUGUUCGCGAUUCUAAACGCAAUAAUUGCGUUGAUUUUCGACAUUGAAGCACUCGUCGAAUUUCUUUCCAUUGGCACUUUAUUCGCAUAUUCUUUUGUUUCUGCGUCAGUAAUUGUUCUGCGUUACCAGGCAGCUCCCAUCGAUAAUGACGAAAAACGACUCGAUAACGGCGGAACUCUUCAUUCAUGGGUUCCAUUCCGAAAUUUCUGGGAAUCAUUACCUUCUGGAGGUUCAAUUUCGAUUGGAGUCGGUCUAUUAAUCGCUGCAUUUUUUGGAUUGGCUUUUACAUUUCGCCUGGAGUUUCAUAAAUCCAUUUAUGGCCAAAUUUUCUUUGGAUUGGAUGCUGUAUUCAUUCUAAUUAUUAUGUUAUUCAUAAUAGGACACGAGCAAAAUACUUUGGAUUUAUCCUUCAAAGUUCCUUUCCUACCAUUCACCCCUUGCAUUUCGCUUCUAAUUAACACCUUCAUGAUGGCAUUUUUAACGUAUGCUACAUGGAUUAGGUUAUUCGUCUGGAUGGGAGUUGGUCUUCUUAUAUACUUUUUCUACGGAAUUCAUCACAGUAAGGAAGCAAAAAGAAUCACAUCAAUUGCUGAUAUUCGAAUGUCUUCAACAUUUUCCACCAGAAAUCGUUUGUCUCAAGAAAAAUCUGCAAAAACUUGA
This is a messenger RNA of Caenorhabditis bovis, 1776 nucleotides long. The record is from the annotation of a GenBank genome assembly. NCBI's taxonomy places the organism in Eukaryota, Metazoa, Nematoda, Chromadorea, Rhabditida, Rhabditidae.